AUGAAAGACUUUAAUUAUAAUAGUUAUUUAACUUACACCUUUAAUAGAUCAAUUGAUGAAAUGAAUAAAAUUUUAGAAAUAGAUAGAUUCCAAAAUUAUUAGAUUAAUAAGGAUUAAAAAAUAAUUAAGUAUACUAUCAAUAACUCUAAUUCUAUAAAAUUAAGUUAUUUACUUCGAUUUAUUGUAAAAUUUUCAAUAUUUUAGGAAUUGGAAUAUUUGAAAUUUUCUCUUGCAUAAAUGAUUUAAUUAGGUAUCGAUAUUUAUAAAAAGUACAUAAAUCUUAAAGAUCUCUAAAUUGAGCAUAAUUAUUUAAGUUUAGAUCGAAUAUAUUUAACAGUUCAAAAUGAAUCAUAUGCUUUUAGUAUAUUGCCUAAAUAAUUAUAAUAUUCAAUACAUUUUACAGGUUAUGACUGUCCUUUUUAUGAAUUGGAAAAUUAUGAAUCUUUUAAGAAAAACGAUGAAUAAUCAGUUAUAGAAAUUAUUACACAUAUUAUAUAGACAGCCAAAAAAUAGUUUCGAUAAAAAUAACAAAAAAUUCAGUUGAAAUACUCAGAUGGUAGUGAAAAAUCAUCAUAAAAAUUAUAAAGGCUCUAAAUUGAAGAAGGGAUCUAUUAAAAAAUAUAUAAUGAUGGAAUUUGCAGAUCGCUCGAUUAGUUCAUUCAAAAUUCUAAUCAUGUAUUUUAAUAAUUUGGGAAUUAAAAUAAUUAGCAAUAACUAUUAGAAAAUAUCGAUUUAAGAUUUGAUGAGAAAAUAUUUUGGAGAAAUCUUAGAUCAAAAAAAGUGACUGAAAAUAUUAUAAAGCUUAUAUAAACUUCUUAUUCGAAUCUGAAAUGGUUCAAAUUUGAAUAUCUUUUACUCGAAACCAUUCCACUAAUUGUAAAAGAACUUAAAUAAUCUUAUAUUUACAAAUUUUAAAAUCAAGCUCAAAUAACUAACUUUAUAAAUCUAUAAUUUGUAAUUGGAUGCCUCAAUUAAGAAGAUAUUAAUAACUUAAUAGAUCAAUCAUUUUAAAUAGCGAAAAUCAAAUACAAAUUUGAUAUGGAUAGAUAGAUUAUUUUAUAAAAAACUAUCUCAUAAGUACACAAUAGAUCAGAAUUAUUGAAUUAUUUUUUUAAUAAUGUUAAAUUUUAAAUUAAAAGUAAUGAACAGCUUGUUAAAUAAAUUGAAUCUUAAAAAUUAAAAAUAUUAAAAUAAAUAGUAGAAGAAAAUGUUAAAUAAUAAAUCGAAUUAAAUUUCAUUAAAAUGCUUGAAGAAAUAUUUUGA
Paramecium pentaurelia is the source of this 1263-nucleotide messenger RNA. The record is from the annotation of a GenBank genome assembly. Lineage: Eukaryota; Ciliophora; Oligohymenophorea; Peniculida; Parameciidae.